AGGUGUUCCAAUACAAGUCUGUCAGCUUCCUGAUCCCCAGCCAGCGCACUCAUGGCUUUAUAGUCCUCCCCAUCUUUUGGCCGAACCCGGAGAAGUCGGACGAGCUGUAGGGUGGGAACUAGGAAGGGCGAUCCGGGCAACCGCGGCGGGGUGGAUAGCCGGUACAUCCUCUCGGGAUUACGUUAUCUCGCUGAGAGCUGAAAGGCCGAGUGCUGUUGAAUAAGAUCGAAAGUGAACCCGCUCCUGGCUCUCUUGGUCACUACCAGGCUUUUACUUUUAUCGAUGCUGCACAGCAUGUGAGGGUUCCGGCAUAGCAUGUUCCGUAUAAAUAAAAAAAUAUAUAUCUGGUGCGUCCACUGACACGACAUGCUUACCGAUUUCAGAUAAAUAAAAGCACCUUUGAAUAUGUCCAUUUGCUUUAGGAAAUGGACCUUUAAAAAAAUGCUUUAGGAGAGAUUAAUAAUAUGAAACAUAAAUAUUAAAAUAAUAUGAGCAGUACUAAAUUAUAGAAAUAGUAUUAUUUAAUUAUUAUGCCGACGUUUCGACCCACCUUGCAGGUCUUCAUCAGAGCUACAAAAGGUACAAAAUAUAAAAGGUACAUAGUGAAAAUAAAAUAAAUGAAUUAUAAGUAGCUGUUACAUAAGAAAUGUUGUCUGAUAAAGAAAUAAUAAGAUGAAAUCAGAAAUAUAGCGGGUGACAAUGUAGUUAAAAUAUCAAGAAUUAUAUAUAUAUAGAAGAUACAAACAUAAAUAGAAAAUAAGUAUGAAUAAAAAUAGAAAACAAAGGAGAAUAUAGUAAAUAAGUUAAAACUAAAUAGAUUGUGAUAAAAGAUAAGAAAUGAGUGUAUAACAAACUAAUAAAGAUUACAUUUGAUAACUGUAGGUUAACAAAUAAAGAAAAUGAAUAUAAAC
Messenger RNA from Nezara viridula (southern green stink bug), 911 nucleotides. Lineage: Eukaryota; Metazoa; Arthropoda; Insecta; Hemiptera; Pentatomidae. The record is from the annotation of a GenBank genome assembly.